AUGGGAGUAAAGUUUAUAAAAGCGCUCAAUGGAAAUGUUAUUUACCAAUGCCGAAAUGAAAAAUGUCUGACGCCUGUGGCGACAAACUUCGACUUGAUCUCGAGAAACUUUAGGAAAAGAGGACGGUCGGGGCCAGCAAUUCUAUUCGAGAACGUUCAAAAUGUAAUAAAAGGAGCUAAAACAAAGAAACGCAUGCUGACGGGAGAGCACAUUGUUCAAUUAGUUUACUGCAAGUUAUGUGGGGCAGCUCUUGGAUGGCAUUACGACUUCACAUCCGAGGGGCAAAUGUAUAAAGAAGGCAAGUUCGUUCUGGAAGUGGCGAAUGUAAAAGCUGUCUCCGGCUCCCUUCAAUCUGUACCAUUCGGUCAAGUGACUUCAAUAGUGUAA
Molecule: messenger RNA, 387 nt
Organism: Oikopleura dioica
Lineage: Eukaryota; Metazoa; Chordata; Appendicularia; Copelata; Oikopleuridae
Source: the annotation of a GenBank genome assembly